Messenger RNA from Bathycoccus prasinos, 7536 nucleotides. RefSeq names its product HEAT repeat protein. Lineage: Eukaryota; Viridiplantae; Chlorophyta; Mamiellophyceae; Mamiellales; Bathycoccaceae. The record is from RefSeq and is a predicted model, not a curated record. The coding region runs from base 1 to 7536 and encodes 2511 amino acids. The transcript has a single exon. Gene Ontology annotation, cellular component: 90S preribosome; small-subunit processome; nucleolus.
AUGACCCAAAACUUUUCAGAACAAAUCUCGGAAGUGAGAGUCACUCUUAACAGGUUGAAUCAAGUCAAGAAAUCUAAGUGUAAGACUUGUUCCUUCUUCAAGGAUGCUUUACUGAAAUGGUCUGAGCUGAAUUUUCGGAAAGAUUUUAUCGACUAUGUUUCAGAAGUUCGGGAAAUUUCAGAGACACUUCCACAAAUAUUGCUCCAUCAAGAUGUUCUCGUCCAAUCCUUGUUAAGGCGUUUUUGUAUUCAAUCCAAGAACUCAUUUGAGGCUCUUUUUGACUUAUUAGAAGCAAUAUCACGGGAUGUUGGUAGAGAAUUUUUGAAAUAUUUUCCUGAAGCUAUGAUUAAAUUUGAGAGUUUAAUAAAGGAAGGCGUCGAGCAUGAACCUGAGAUUCUUAAACAACUAUUUACUUGCUUUGCACGCCUGUGCAAGUUACUUCAUGAGGAUUUAUCUCGUGAUAUUUCAGGAACAUUGCGAAUUACGAAGAAUUUAAGGAUGCACAAAUCAGCAAAUAUCCGUUCUUUCACCGUUCAAGGACUUGCUUUGAUCUUGAGGAGAGCCACACAAGUCCAAAUUUCGAUUGGAAUUUUAAAGAUUCUACGAGAAAUUGAAGGUGAUACUGGAAAAGAUAAAUUAGAAAUAUCUAAUUUCAACACUGCGAGUAGCGUGAAAUGCGAAAGCGCCGGUGCACUUCUUGCUGAGACAGUUCGUGGCGCAGCUCAUGGUCUACAUUCCACCUCCACCAAAAUUUUUACUGUGAUAUUUGAUCCUGAUACAGAACUCUUCGCUGAAUCCCAUUUAUUCGAAGUAGCAAAUGAAAUGUUGCGAAAAGUUUGCAGCUUUGGACGGAGGGGAAGACUUGGAAUAUUAUGGGACACCUUACUUUCUGCUAUUCGAACGAACCUUCAGAGUGAAAAAAGUAACGCAAAUAAAAUAAAUUAUCACAUGAAAUUGGUUUCGAUGAUGGUGAAACACAACAAUGGAUCUGCUGUCGAAAACUUUAUGCCUAUCUUUGAAGUUUUUGAACUUACUCUCGAAUUCUAUUGUAUCUCAAAGGUUAUGAAUCAAGAUGACUCGAUACAGCAAACUCUAUUCGAACUCAUUUUCAAUAUAUGUGAUGCACACAAUAUUGUGUAUGGAUCAAGUGCUGGACCAUUUAAAAUGGCAGAAAGGGCGAUUCAAUGGGUGAGGUUGAUUUCGAUCGCCUCUUCCCACUCAAUUGUAAAGUAUCUAAAAGGUCUAAAUCAGAGAGCAAGACUCCAAAAUCUUGCAGCAAUGAAUAUGCUUAAAAUUUUUACCUCCGUUUGUUUGGUCAAAUUUUUAGAAGAAGUAUCAGACGUUGGUAUUGCAAUUACUUCUGAAUCGUGCCGAAUAUUAUUGGAGUGCAAUUGUGUCGACAGAGAUUUUUUGGUCGAAAAUGAAAUUAAUCAUGUGAAAAUUAUCAACAUAUUACAAACGCACCAAUCUUGUGUUUAUCCUCUGAGUGUUCUAUGGGGCGCUGUACGAGUUGCACCGUUUUGUGUGGAGUUUGAAGCAUGCCACUCCAUUGUUGAAAGCAUACUAGAUUACGCUCUCACAAAGUUAGAAACUUUACAAGAAGAAAAGAAGAUUACUGAAGAUGAAGCAAUCAAACCUACUUUUGCAAUUCUAGUAGCGGGACUUCAAGCUCUUGUGACUCUAAAUAAACUUUCAAAUGUUACUUCUCAGUAUGCUGAAACCAUCUAUCCUCGUUUGUUUUUCAGGGUAAUUAAAAUUUCACGGCUUUAUUCAGGACCGUUACUAUGUGCUACAGAGCUUCUUGAAUCCAAGCAUAUGCUGAAUACUAGUAUGAUCUUUUUGAAAGCAGCAAUUCCAGAAAAUUUUGGAGGACUUACUUCAUCUAAUCGCCACGUGCGAUAUGCUAACCUCAAAUAUUUGAGUGUUUUAAUGGUGGAUGAGAAAGAAAAAUCAUGGAUGGUAGUGAAGGAUAUACUUUCAAAAUUUUGCAUUUUGAAUGCACAAGACCCAGGAAAAAGUACCAAGCUCCUCUCCAACUUGAGGCAAUAUGAAGUUAUGCUUCAGGCUGUCUCUCGAUCUCUGAGUUCCACUACUAUUCCACAUCAAUCUAUAAAACUAAUAAUGAGUGUAUGUAUUGGUGCUUUAAAUAUUAAGCUUUCUACAUUGUGGCCAUCCAUAAUAUCGACCCUGGGAAUGCUUCUUAAUAUGUACGCAGAGGCUCGCGAAGUCUUUAUUUUUCAUCUCGAAGAAACACAGCUGGAGUGCAAUUUGGAGCUAGUAAAUAAAAACGAAUCGAAAAUUCCGAACUUAGAUGUUCAAAUAGAUGAAAUCGAAGUGCAAGAAUUUAUAGCACUUCAAAUUAAUCAGGUAGAGUAUGGAUUAAAUCCGUGGAUUCGGCUUAAUUUACUCUUAGAUACUCUUUCCAAAUUUUCGUUCUCGGAUAGUGUUUUUUAUCAUCGAAUUUCAGCCGAGUUCUUAAAAUACACAAAGUGGGAAAUCAAUACUAAUUGUUUUGCUUGGAAGACUGGUAUGCAAAAAUGGCUUCAUUCUUUUGAUAAUUCACUUAGAGGAGGUUAUAGCUUUCUUGGAUUUCAAGAGUGUAGUGAGAUUUAUUGUAAGCUGCUGGAGAUGCUUCAAUCAAAUGAUCCACAGUUAGCAUGUUUGGCAAUCCGUUGUUUAGGACAUUGGGAUUUCCCAUAUCUUACACGCGAUAUUAUUGUUCAUCUACAAGCAAUUGCUACUCCGAAAACGACUAAGCAAGCUCUCACAAGCUUAUGUUUUCCAGGACAUGUGUCAGAGCAAAAGCUUGGUAUUACUGUGAUAGAAAAACAACAUCGAUCGAAGAUUGUGCCUCUUGUUCUUCAAAUUUUGCUUCCACGCUUGCGCAAAGGUUCAAGUAGAAAUAUUUCCAUCCGUAAGGCUUCAUACUCAUGGAUGGCAGAACUAGAUUCCAGAGAGGUUCUUCCAUUGAUGCGUACGUUUUUCUCAAUUGUAAUUCAUAAUCAGUUAGUUUUAGAUGAUAUGAUUCAUCUGGCAAUUGAAAAUGAUUUCAGGGAAGAAAGUUGUCUUGAAACGUGCCUUGACUUCUCAAUGUUGUCAAUGAAAUCCAUUAAUAUAUUUUUUAGAAAUUUGGAGGAUUUGUUGUAUUACUUGGGUGAGCAUGUACUCGAAUAUAUACAAGUUAUUGUGCCAAUAUCUAUGAGGCUUAUCUGUACUGUGGCGGGUAUUUGUGAACAUGAGAGGUUUAUAAAAGUCAAUAAAACAGCAUCACCUUGUACUUCAUAUAAUACAGAUAGAGUGGAUCAAAAUAAAAAUUGCAUCUUAGAUGCUACAUUACAUAGAGAUGAAAGGAAACAUGCAAGAAAUGUUCGCACCUAUUCUUUACGAGUGCUGGCAGAUUUACUUAUUAGGCAUCCUCAAUUUGAAUUUCGUGUAUACUUCAAUGAUUUGGUUUACAUCAUGAAACCGCUACUGCUUCGUCUUUCAAAUGAGUGUAGUGCAUCAAUACCACCGGUUAUUUUACAGCUCGUGAGAUCUUUAGCUUCUAGUCAUCAUCUCUUGUUAACCUUUCUGAGUGUUGAGGAAUCCACAUCAAGCCUCAAGUUUGUUUGGGAGACUUUAAAAUCCGAAGUCGCUUCUGAACAAAGUCGUGUCUUAUGUUUAGAUAUUGCUGAGAGUCUUACGUGUCAUACAGAAAUUGACAAUGUUGGAAACAAAAAGAUGGCUAAACAGAUCCUGAUGAAACAUUCAAAAGAACUGUUUGAAUCGCUUCAAAUACUUGUUUUACAUCCUAUUCAAAAUCCAAAUCGUGCGGGUAAAUGGGUGCGAAGCCGAUUCAAUUUGAAGUUAGAACAUACCUUCACAUUGGUAAGUCGUUUGAGUCUUACCUUGGGAGGUAAAAAUGCAGUUCAUGCAACUAUUGUAUCUUUAGAUAGACUCGCUACAUUUCCGAGACUAGACGAAGGUAUGCUAUCAAAAUUACUCUUGGGAUUUUCUACAGCUUUUUUGGACUCUUCAGCAAUUGUAAAUCCCAAAGAUAUCGAUAAAUUCUGGGCAUUGAUAAUUCCAUUUCUAAGCAAAGUACGAAGUAUCAGUGUGCGAUCGGAAAUAAUUGAUGCGCUUUCUGCAAUAGCAAAGAAUUUUGAUUCUCUUUGGGUGUCGACAAAGAUUCUUCGGAAACUGAAUUCGACUGUGGAAAAUAGUUUAGAGGAGGUUAAUUUUGAAAUGAGGCUUAAAGCUUAUGAAAAAUUGACGACGAACUGGUUUUGUGCAAAUUCUCAACAAAAUAUGAAAGCAAUUCUUUUUCAAGCUUUGCAUGACUUAGAUUCGUCUGACUUCGCUAUUUGUCAUGCUGCGCAGUCAACAGUUCAAAAUUUCAUCGAUGCUCUUUCGAUCCCUUCGUGUAAAGAUACAUUUACCUUAGUAUAUUCUGAAAUAGUAUUACCAGGAAUCAAGAGGUCAAUGAAUAGCUCCGAGAAAAGUAAAAGAUCAGUUGCUAUUCAUCUCGUUGGUCAUCUUGCAAAGACACAGCCUCAUUGCGCUCCCGGUUUGAGCGUAUUGUCCAAAAGUGAUUCUGAGACGGACUUUUUCAUAAAUAUUACACAUCUACAGUCGCAUCGACGCACUCGUGCUCUAACUCAGCUAGAGAGUGCUUCUACAUCGUCAGAGUGCCGUUUAUCAACUGUUUUGGACUAUUAUAUACCUAUUGUCUUAAUGUGUCUGGCAGAUCCUGUAUCAAAUGUUGCAGCAACAGCUGUAUCUGUAGUUCGUCAGAUUUCAUCGAAACUACCAUGGCCUGCGUUUAAAGAUAUUCUGCGCAAACUAUUUCGUAAAUUUUACAGUGGCUACCUUCAAAAUAGUGCAUAUUUACGUGCAUUUGCUUCUGUUCUUGAAAAUUUGGAUCGCUUUUCGAACCUCGAAGAUCAAGAAAAAUUUCGAGAUCUUUUUAAAGAAUUUUAUCCAAAAUUAAUAAAGUUUUUGCCGGAUCGUGAGAAUGAGAUCGGAUCGAUUAAAAAAGAAGUAUCUCCUGCGCUGGUUCUUUCAUGUGCACAUAUCCUCAGCUUUCUUCCAGAGCAUGAAUUGAAGAUACACCUUCAAAGACUUAUAUUGCUGUUGUGCGUAAGUUUAGUUGAUCGAUCCCAAGGCAUAAGGGAUGCGGCAAGAGUGUCGUUAUCAAAUGUCGCUAGAGUUUUUGGAGCUCCUUAUGUGCCGUACGUUAUCAGAAUCCUGCGUGCUCAACUUCUAAAUGGUUUCCAACUACAUGUCCUCGGGUCAAUAACUUAUGAUAUUCUAAAAGUAACUACUUUAGAGGCACAAAAUGUAGAAGUCGAUGCUUUUCUCCCAGAAGUGUUACCAAUACUAGAUGCAGAUAUUUUUGGUGAAGUUUCUGAAGCACGAGAGAUCGCAAAAAUUACUGCAAAGAUUCCAGAAGCUCGUCACUCACGGUCGCUUGAAUCCAUUGAGCUGCUUUCUGUAAGAGCGUCUUUCCCUGCUUCAAUGCCAAUAUUGCUCUCAUUGGUCACCAGACGUCUCCAUGACUUUGGAAAUAUUCAAAGUAAUCGUAAGAUUGAACAGAUUCUGUUUUCUAUUCAUAAAGGUAUUUUAGUCAGAAAAAAUCUUGAAGGGAAAGAAAUUCUUGUAGUGGCCAGAUCCAUUUUGUCAAUUGAUUCUUCUGCUGAAUUUCUUUCCUUUGAUAAUAUUGUUGCGGAUGAAAAUAUAUCUACAACGCAAGAAAUCAAUACUACUGUUAUAAAUAAUAAUCCUGUUAUUGUUUUGUUUGCUUUGAGGUUGAUCAAAGGUGUACUGAAGCACUUCUCAACAAAAAACAUUCCGGAUGGUGAAAGGAAGGAGUACUUUAAUAUAUUAGAGGAUAUAGUUCCUGUACUAUUUCGUUUGAUGAACUGUGCGAAUCAUGAAAUUCCUCUUCUAUGUUUACAAAUUCUUUCUGACUUGACGAAUAUGAGAUUGAGUAAGUUUGAGCACAAUCCAGAUUCAUUAAUUAGGCGGAUCCUUGCUCUAUUGAAUGCAUCAGGUAGUGAUCCACAACUUGCUCAAGAUUGCCUUCGACUUCUCUCAAAUCUAAUGUCAAGAUAUGCCAAUGUAUCUCCGUCAAAUGCUCAGUACCGUGUGGUUCUUGGUUACGCUUUUGAUAACAUAGAAGUCGAGAGUAGUACUUCAGUAUGCCAUUCUGUAUUGCGUGCUAUUUUGUCACGUCGACCACUUCUGUCAGAAAUAUAUACAGGAAUGGAUGGGAUCUGCUGUUUAGUCGCAACUGGAACCUCCGAGCAUUCAAGGAAAAUGUGUGCUCAAACUUUUCUCCAGUUUUUACUUGAUUAUCCACUUGGAGCUAGAAGGUUACAGGACUAUUUAGAACAGCUUAUUGCAAAUCUGAAGUAUGAGUGUCCUGUCGGGAGAGCAUCCGUACUCAAUACACUGCACGCCGUGAUUUUGAAAUUUCCAAAAAGUGUCUUGAGAGAUACAGCAGAAGUUAUGUUUGUUCCUCUAAUUGUUCAACUGGGUACUGAUGCCUCCAGUAUAUGUCGACGGGGUGCAGGGGAAACUAUUGCUGCUCUUCUGUCGUGUAUUAGUGAAGAAAAGGCUAACAUCUUUUUAACUUGGUUACAGAAAUGGUUCACAGAAGAGCAAAGUAUGACGUUGAAGCGACUUUCAGUCCAGGUAAUGAAUGUAGCAUUAGAAAUUUGUCCAGAGAAGGUAAUAAGUACGAUCAGAAGCAUUUGGCCGCAAAUUCUUUCUGUAUUAGAAAUUCAAAAUUUCAAUAAAGAUGAGAAAUGGUUGCUCCAAUACAAUCUUUUAUUAUUUAUCGAAAGAUUAUGGGUAGUAACACCUCAGUUUUUUAAAUACCGAGAGAUAAAAAUAGAAAAGACAAUUUUCUUAAUAGUUCAACUUUUAAAACAUGAGCAUGAAUGGCUUCAGUCAUCAUCGACGCGAAUAUUGGGUCAAUACUUAAAAAUGCGUGGAGAUGAUUAUUCAUUGAAUUCGGAAAAUCUUUCUUUUCAGCAUGAUGAUGUUUACUUAGAACUUGCUGUAAAUAAUUCGAUGCUACUAUUCGAGAAUAACUUCAAGAGCAGUGACAUAUCAAUAGAGCUGGAAGUUUUAAGACAGAAUGCAAAGAAUAUCGCGUCGAUUACAUUGCUAUUUCUUUCUAAGAAUGCUAGCUUGACCGAGAAGAGUACAGAAAUGAGAGCAAACAAAGGAAUCACAUUUCUACAAAGAGUUGGCAGAUACUGUAUUGUGGCAAGUAACUGCAUUCGUGAAGUGAGCAUACGUUGUCUCGCUGGAAUUAUCGCUGGAAUUGAUGUUGAAAUGUUGUUUUCUCAUCCCAGCAUCCUUUAUGAGCUCAUAUUCCCGUGCUAUAUAUGCAUCGAUCCUAAAGUUAACGGAAUUUCAAUCGAACAUAGAGAACUUGCACUUGAAGUACUUCAGCUUUUACGAAGUCUUGUUGAGGACAGAUAUUUUAACGAAGUAUAUACCUCCGUGCAGUCCAAGCUAAAGUUUCGAAGAAAAUGGAGGAAAUAA